Messenger RNA from Nematolebias whitei (Rio pearlfish), 1374 nucleotides. It is a transcript of the gene kcnmb2a, whose product is annotated as potassium large conductance calcium-activated channel, subfamily M, beta member 2. Gene Ontology annotation, biological process: potassium ion transport; detection of calcium ion. Bases 321 to 845 code for a protein of 174 amino acids. Gene Ontology annotation, molecular function: calcium-activated potassium channel activity; potassium channel regulator activity. The record is from RefSeq and is a predicted model, not a curated record. Gene Ontology annotation, cellular component: voltage-gated potassium channel complex; membrane. NCBI's taxonomy places the organism in Eukaryota, Metazoa, Chordata, Actinopteri, Cyprinodontiformes, Rivulidae. The transcript has 6 exons.
CAGGUAUGACUGGCAUCCUGGUCACUUGGGCUGAGGGUUUAAAUGAGAGGGAAGCCAGCUGCUGUCCCCUGAGCUCAGACCUCGUUGGAGAGCCACCGCUGACAAUCGUGGUCCCAAAACUGGAUUAUCUCAACAGCCCUGCAACGGGAGGCAGGAGCAGGACCCCACAGAUUUCAGAACCUACAGAGUGAGACUAUGACCCAUGCAAGGUGAUACUGAAGAGGACCCAGAAACUUUGUGUUGACAAAACCAACAGGAAUUUUCAGCGGUCUUAUCGUUCUGCUUCAGCAACAAGAAGAGGACCUGGGUCAUCGGAAAAUAUGUUUUUUCUGGCUGGGGCCAAAAAAACUUCAGGAUUAGGAAGAGAAAAUGACAAGAGGUUAAUUUACCAGAAAUUUCGGGAGGUAGAUUUAUUGGACAAAAAGCAGACGGUGACAGCUCUAAAGCCUGGAGAAGAUCGGGCCAUUCUUCUUGGACUGGGAAUGAUUAUGGCUUCAUUUAUGCUCUACUUUGUCCUGGGGAUCACCAUAUUACGCUCCUACAUUGACAGCAACACUGAGUGUGUUUAUGUUCCCUGGUGCCAAAAGGACAGCGCGGCCAUGCAUUCUGUGGUCAUGAACAUUUCCGAGCGUCUGAAGGUGAACCAGCAGGUUCCUUGCUUCUACGACCCCACUGAGCACCAGGAGACCGUUCUACUGACCCGCCUCUACGACCACAGCGUCAUCUUCCACUCGCUGCUCUGGCCCUCGUGCAUGCUCAUGGGAGGGGUCCUCAUCAUCGUGAUGGUGAAGCUCACGCAGUACCUCUCCAGACUCUGUGAAGAAAUAGGGAAGAUCAAGAGGUGAAUUAUGUGCAACAGCUGUGAAAGUCAGGCAUGCAGUGGUUAAGUUAUGGACAUCUGAGAUGAAAGUGCUUUUUAAACCAGGUGAACUUUCAGUGACCUUCUUGCAGACGUUCCUUCUUGGCUGAGACAGUCAGAACCUCCACGGAGCAGUGAGGAUGUAGUUGUUUAUAAAAGUGGACUGAAUGUACCAAGGUGGAAAAUGUCAAACAUGUAACUGUCUGUUCCUGAGAAACAGUGGCUGUGUUUAGCAUGGUGUUACAAUGCAAAGCAUUUCAGGGUGUUUGUUAUACCACCGUUUGGUUUAUUACAACUCUGCUCUCUGCUUGAACCUGCCAGCCGAUAAUGAUGAGCACUGUUACAGCUUUGAAACAGUUCUUGUAUUUUAGUAAUCACGUGCGAAUGUUUUGUAAAAACACAUUAUUUUAUUAUGAACAAUGCCAACAAGUGCACAAAAUAUAACCUUGAAGUGAACAAAUUGAUCAAAACCUGAUAUGGUUUUAUUUAUUUGUGAACGUGUGAAACAAAGUUUA